AUGGAUGAUCUCAUGAGCGUAGAUUGGAACGCGCCCGCCGCCAACGCCAGCGCCCAGCAACCGAAGCUGCAGCAGCAGUCGCAGUCGACCCCGACGCCCUCGUUCCCUUCGCUGAAUCCGAGCCCGCUCCCCAGCUUGUCGCGCGGCUCAAGUCCGCUGCCGUCGCAGCUCUCCGGCACCGUCCCCAACGUUGCCUUCCGUGGCAUCAAGCCUUCCUCCAAGCCAUCCACCCCUGCGAACGACAGCUUCUCCUCGCUCCUUGGCUCCAAGUCGACCAAGCCAACGGAUAAUCUGUCGCUGCAGGAGCGUCAGCGCCAAUUGCAGGAGGAGAAAGACAAGCAGCGCAAGCAACUGGAGAGCCAAUUCGGCGCCCCUGACAAUGCCUUCUGGGACUCGUUGGGCAGCGGCAGAAGCACUCCCAAUGCUACCGCCGGCGCUCCUCCGCCGGCGCAGCCGCUGGGUAUGUCAACACUGUCCAGCACCAUCAACAAGCCUUUCGCUGCCAUCAAUGCGCCUGCAAACCGUGCAUCUCCUGCCCCAUCACAGGAUGAAGAUGACAUCCUGGCCGCAUUCAACUCGGAGGCCCCGGUUGACGCGUCUAGUCAUUACCCCGUUCCACAAGCCCCAGCAAGCCGGGGGACUACCCCGAGCCAGGUUACAGCCCCAGGUAGCAACGACGCAAGCUCUCGGGGACAAGGCAGUGGAGCGUUCGGCGAUGACGAUGAUCCAUUUGGCUUGAAUCAAUUGCCAUCGAGGCCGGCAGCUCAAUCAACUGGCCCCUCCGAAUCAAUUGAUCAGGAUGAUGACAUUCUCGGUGAUCUUGGCAAACCCGUGUCUGACCUCCCCCCACGACAACCGGAGCCUCGACAUCAAGAGGAAGAACACAGGAAUGACCGUGCUGAUGUCGCGACACCCAAUAAUGAUCCCCGCGAUGCUGCUGUUGCAGAGUUGGUUGACAUGGGAUUCCCCGCGGACAAGUCUGCGGAGGCGCUAGCCCACACAGAUGGCGGGACGGAUAUUCAAGCUGCUGUCGGCUGGCUGCUUAACCAGGCACACGACGAGGCAAAGAACAAGUCCCGACAGAGGCAAGAAACACGAGGUCGUGCCAGUCCGCUGAGUCCGGAGGGUGAACGGCACAGGAGCUCUUCGGGGCGAAACAACCGAAAUGAGCACGCGGGAGAAAGCGUUCCGGCGUGGAUGCGCGAACAGGGAAGCCGGUCGAGUUCUCAGCGAAGAAAUGAAGGCCGCACACCUACGGAAGAGAGGGAUGUGGCACAGAUGGCCCAGGAAUUCGGGACUAAUUUGUUCAAGUCUGCCAACAGCUUCUGGAAGCAGAGCCAGAAGAAAGUGCAAAAAGCAGUUGCCGAUUUCCAACAGGAUGGCGACCCUAGUCAGCCGAAAUGGAUGAGGGACGCCCAAAGCCACGCAUCCGGGGAUGGCCCAGCUCGAAGGAGCGGGCCCCCGGCGGAACGGCCAGUCACGGAUGAAGCUUUGUUGCUGGAGUCCGGUAUGGGUCCACCUCAGAAACCUAGCCGGGCGACUACCGGCCCCCGUCCUGACAUGCAGGCCUCGGAUCCACGGUCAAGAGGCCAAUCACCGGUUUCCGCGCGCGGCUCUUACCGCUCUACUCCUCCUCCAUCCGAUUUGCGGCAACAGGCACGCGUUGGAAAACUCACACGCGAAGAUGUUGAAGAGCAAUCGGCACAGGCUUAUGUCAGCCCAGCUCGUCGGAAGAAAACGACGCCUAAGCCUUCGGAGCCAGUCCCUGAACCAGAUUUGUUCUCGCCGUCGCAAAGCGCCCCGUCUUCGGGCAGAUCCCCCGCGCCGCUUCACCCGAACAACCCGUUCGCUCCCAAGGCUUCGCCUGCGCCAACAACUCCGUCGGCACCCAAACCUGCUAGUUCGCCAUUGCCUACUCGUCCGCAGGCACCUCCACGACAGAUACCCCCGGUCUCACCCAGCGCCCUAUCAAACUCGGCUUCGCACAGGCAAAAAGGCACCGAAGCCUUCAAACGCGGAGAUUAUGCAGCCGCGCAUACAGCGUAUACAAACGCCCUUCAACCUCUUCCUUCCGGACAUCCCAUCGCAAUCAUUGUUCUUUGCAACCGUUCUCUCACUAAUAUCAAAGUGGGCGAUCCCAAAGCCGCGGUGGCCGAUGCUGAUUCUGUUCUAUCCAUCGUUGGGCCAUCGCGCGGGGAGGGAGAGAAAAUCGCCAUGGGGGGCACGGAAGGGGAAAAGGACAUGAAGGAGUUUUUCGGCAAAGCUUUGAUGCGGAAAGCAGAGGCACUGGAGCACAUGGAGAAGUGGGGUGAGGCAGCCAAAGUUUGGAAAGAGACGGUCGAAGCAGGUGUCGGGGGUUCAGUCAGCAUCCAAGGCCGGAAUAGGUGCGAGAAAGCGGCAGGCGGGGGCUCACAGCAGCAGACCCCGCGUGCUGCGGCUGCACGCCCCGCGCCUGCUGCCAAAAAGGCGGCUGCGGCACGACCGGCUCCCAGGCCAAACGUUUCAGCUGCAGGGUCUGCAGAAGCCGUCAAGAAGCUGCGCGAGGCAAACGCGGCGGCAGAAAAGGCUGACGAUGAGAAGUUUGCGCUGACUGACCAAGUGGAUGCUAAGUUAGUCGCUUGGAAAGGCAGCAAGGCGGACAAUCUGCGUGCACUGCUCGGGUCUCUCGACACAAUGUUGUGGCCUGAAGCAGGGUGGAAGAAGGUUGGCAUGCAGGAUCUAGUCAUGCCAAAUAAGGUCAAGAUUGUGUAUAUGAAGGCGAUUGCGAAGGUGCACCCUGACAAGAUUGCGCAAGAUGCUACGACCGAGCAGAGAAUGAUCAGCGCCGCCGUAUUCGCGACGCUGAAUGAGGCAUGGGAUAAGUUCAAGAAGGACAACAACCUAUAG
Molecule: messenger RNA, 2886 nt
Organism: Diplodia corticola
Lineage: Eukaryota; Fungi; Ascomycota; Dothideomycetes; Botryosphaeriales; Botryosphaeriaceae
Product: uba ts-n domain protein
Exons: 2
Coding region: 1-2886 (961 amino acids)
Biological process (GO): clathrin-dependent endocytosis; clathrin coat disassembly
Cellular component (GO): intracellular membrane-bounded organelle; vesicle; cytoplasm
Molecular function (GO): clathrin binding
Source: RefSeq, a predicted model, not a curated record